GAGCCCCAUUUCUCAAGGCGGGAAGGAUUACUCCUGUGAUGAUGUUGAUAUGUGGAUCCAUGCCGCUAUCAAAGCGUAGAGCCCGCGUCAUCCAGCUCGUCGGGCAUCCAGAGGACGAAUGCUACACUCAUUUCCUGCGCGUCAACAUUGUGUCCUGCCACCUCAAAGUCCUGAUGCUAUCGGAAUCGUGGUUGAAUGACAGGACGCUAAGACAGCUCUCUACUCGGUGCCCUUCUUUGGAAGUCCUGGAUCUCAAAGAGUGCUGUCUGGAAGGCCGUGAGAUAUCAUCUGCCUCGCUCAGGAGCUUAACCAUUGACAAAUGCAUGAUUAAAGAGGGUCUCACCAUUGCUGCUCCAAACCUUGUAUCGCUGCGCUGCGUCAAGCCGUACCACCAAGCUCCCUUGUUCCAGAAAAUGGGAUCAAUUGCCACGGCUACUAUCGUGCUUGAUGACUCUUUCUUGCAUGUUGAUUAUAAACACAAGUGUGAAUCCAUCCACAGUUCUCCACCACAUGAUGAAGGCAGUGACAGUGACUGUUCACCUGAAGAUGAUCCUCGCUACUGUAGUGAUUCCUGUAGUGAUGCAAGUACUUGUCAAUACAGUGAGGUCCUAACUUAUAGCGAGGAUGAACAGGGCCAAGAUCACUGCAAAUGCAAUUACGGCCCAUAUUGGAUCCGUCGUGGCUCUGGUCGUCAAAACAGAUAUGAAAUUUUAGGUGGCCACAAUGCUCUUGGCAGCCUAUCAAAUGCUACAAGUUUGGAGCUAUUAGGUGAUGCUGGGGAGGUGAUUCUGAACAGGGAACUGAAAACAUGCCCAGUUUUUAGCAAUCUGAAGACAUUGUCCCUUGGUGAAUGGUGUAUGACUGCUCACUUUGAUUCUUUAGUUUCCUUCCUACAGCAUUCCCCUAAUCUGGAGAGGCUUUUUCUUGAACUUAAAAUGUAUGACGAUCCCGAUGAGGAAAUGUAAGACAACUGGCUAGUGGGAAGAUCAUUUGCUUGUACACACCUUAAAAUGGUGAAAAUCAAAUGUUCGGAGUAUGAAACAAGAGUCCAUUUGUUGGCAGAGUUGUUCAGGUCCAAUGGUGUAUCUUCUGAGAAAAUAUACGUCCGUAAGCAGAGCACCUGCCACUACAUCAAACCAUUUUAGAAUGAAGAUAGAGGGAGUUUGCCAUGCCGGAACUGCUGUUCUUGAAUGUGAUGGUCACGUUUAUCAUUGUGGGCAAGGAAGUACGUUUUUUGUGCCACACUGACGGACGAAAUGCCAGCAGAUCUGUUAUGGAUGGCCGUACCUCUUUAUUAAUGGAAUGAUUCAUGUAAGAAACAAAUGGGAUAUAAUAGUAGCUAAAGGUUUUAGUUUGUGGACUUGUGGUGAUUGCAGACUUGCAGUAAGAAAUAGUGGACUUGUACAACAGGCUUUUGUGCUGUUUUAGUUUGUGUUAUGUUUGGAGCAUUGCCGGUGUCCGAGAAGCUUGCAGCGUGAUUGUAACACUUUGUGUCUGGGGAUGGUAGCAGGGAGCACUCAGCUGCCCGUUAGACUACUACUCAUACCGUAAAUCUGAACCUCGAAGUAACAUGCAUUGUGGUCUGAA
Panicum virgatum (switchgrass) is the source of this 1587-nucleotide messenger RNA. RefSeq lists its product as uncharacterized. Lineage: Eukaryota; Viridiplantae; Streptophyta; Magnoliopsida; Poales; Poaceae. The transcript is spliced from 4 exons. The record is from RefSeq and is a predicted model, not a curated record. The coding region runs from base 39 to 965 and encodes 308 amino acids.